Bombina bombina (fire-bellied toad) is the source of this 1890-nucleotide messenger RNA. It is a transcript of the gene SLC5A5, whose product is annotated as solute carrier family 5 member 5. Gene Ontology annotation, cellular component: membrane. The coding region runs from base 1 to 1890 and encodes 629 amino acids. NCBI's taxonomy places the organism in Eukaryota, Metazoa, Chordata, Amphibia, Anura, Bombinatoridae. The transcript is spliced from 15 exons. The record is from RefSeq and is a predicted model, not a curated record. Gene Ontology annotation, molecular function: symporter activity. Gene Ontology annotation, biological process: iodide transmembrane transport; sodium ion transport.
AUGGAGGAGUAUGAGCCAUUUGUGCACGAGGCAUUGACCUUCUCACUGUGGGAUUAUGGGGUCUUCGCUUUCAUGCUCCUGGGAUCUACUGGCAUUGGGUUAUUCUAUGGUGUAUUUAGUGGUGGUCAGAAGACAUCAGAUGACUUUUUCACAGGGGGUAGGAAGAUGGCAGCUCUGCCAGUUGGUCUAUCUCUGGCUGCCAGCUUCAUGUCAGCAGUACAAGUCCUUGGGGUGCCCGCUGAAGCAUAUCGCUAUGGAAUCAAGUUUAUGCAGAUGUGCAUAGGUCAGAGCUUGAACAGCAUUCUGACCGCCUUCAUUUUUAUGCCAGUCUUCUACCGAUUGGGAAUAACCAGUGCCUACCAAUAUCUGGAGAUGAGGUUCAGCAGAGGCGUCCGGCUCUAUGGCACUUCUCAGUUCCUAGUGGCAACAACACUAUACACAGGAAUUGUGAUCUAUGCUCCAGCCUUAAUACUCAACCAAGUCACUGGGUUGGACAUUUGGGCUUCUCUGAUUUCUACUGGAGCAAUCUGCACAUUCUAUACAUCUGUGGGUGGUAUGAAAGCUGUAAUAUGGACAGAUGUAUUUCAGGUGCUGAUAAUGAUGUCAGGGUUCUUUGCAGUGAUUAUUCGUGGAACCCAGGUGGUUGGUGGAGUCUCUAUUGUUCUGGAUAUUGCUAGGAAUCACUCCAGGAUUAACUUUGGGGACUUUGAUCCUGACCCUCGUAGACGUUACACCUUUUGGACAUUUGUCCUGGGAAGCACACAACUCUGGCUAUCUAUGUAUGGCGUCAACCAAGCACAGGUUCAGCGCUAUGUGGCCUGCAAAACUGAAAAGGCAGCCAAACUAGCCAUUCUGGUGAAUCAAGUGGCACUUUGCAUCAUAAUUUCCAGUGCAGUCAUCUGUGGAAUUGUGAUGUUUGCAAUCUACCAUCUCUGUGAUCCCCUUCAAGCUGGAAAUGUUUCUGCUCCAGAUCAGUACAUGCCAUACAUGGUUCUUGAAAUAUUUAAGGAAUAUCCAGGGUUCCCAGGUCUCUUUCUUGCUUCUGCAUACAGUGGGACACUAAGUACAGUGUCCACGAGCAUAAAUGCAAUGGCAGCAGUAACUGUGGAGGAUCUAAUAAAACCGCAGAGGCCUAACAUUCCUGCAAAGAAACUGAUGUAUAUUUCAAAGGGGCUCUCUCUGCUUUACGGAUGUGCUUGUAUCACAAUAGCUGCAUUAUCGUCCCUUCUAGGUGGUGGAGUAUUACAGGGAUCCUUCUCAGUAAUGGGAGUGGUCAGUGGUCCGUUACUUGGGGCUUUUAUCCUGGGGAUGUUCUGUGUGUCCUGCAAUACAACUGGGGUGAGCUCAGGUCUGGCAGUGGGCUUUGGCAUGUGCAUAUGGGUGUCAGUAGGAGGAACACUUUAUCCUCCUACCCCAGAGAUGACGGGAGCCUUACCCUCCUAUACAGACCACUGCCCCUUAUAUAACUCCAGUGAGGGGAUUAUCUACGGGCAACUCCCUCAAAGAAACGGCACAGAACCUGAGCAGGGGUGGAACAUAAUCUAUAAUUUCUACUCAGUGUCCUACUUGUAUUAUGCUGCUGUGGGAUGUCUCAGCACAAUCCUGGUUGGAGCCCUGGUCAGUCAGUUUACAGGUCCUAUGAAGAGGGAAGACAUUUCUCCAGGACUGCUCUUUUUGGACCAUAUCAGACAACAAUCACAAAAACCAGUAGAGACAAAGAACAAACCAACAGAUAGGACUCAAGGAGAGGAAUCUCCCAGGAUGAAGGAAAAAUCCAUUAACUUAUCCAAUCAGUUGAAAAAGGAAUAUAAUGGUUUAUUACUUGAUACAGAGAAAUGCAGUUCCCGUGCUACAGAGAUAUGCCACAAUGCCAAAGACAGCUGUCUCUAA